CUGUGGCAUCUGACAUGCAAAAAGGACGGGAGGUGGGGGCCCUUUCCAUGCCCCCCGGAUCAGUUUACAGUCCCACCUAUACACAGUACAUUUGAACACACCCCGAUGAUCUCUCUAGUAACAUAACUCCCCACUUACACUGCUAUCCUUGUCUCCUCCCUUUCCUUUCCCUGAUCAAUUCCUUCCUACCCCACAAUCCAAAACCAUGCCCUACGGCCGACUCCACUCCUCCGAUCCCCACCCCGUCCCCGGCACUCGUCGCAGUCGGCUCCUCCUCGUCUUCGUAGCCCUCCUUGCCGCUCUCUUAGUCAUCGCCUCCGCUGUAUCAGCCGUGAUCAUAAUUCGUGCCCGGCCGGGGCCGCCGCGCGGAUCGGCCCCGACGCAGGCGAUCUCCGACGCGUGCGCGUGGACCCGCUACCCGGCGCUGUGCGUGGGCUCGCUCGCGGCCUUCCCGGGCGCGUCGGGCGCAGCGGGCGCGGGCGACCUCGUCAGCGUCGCCCUCAACAUGACGCGCCAGCGCGUGGGGCGCGCGCUCUACGGCGCGUCCGCGCUCGGCGGCGCCCGCAUGGGCGCGCGCGCGCGCGCCGCGUACGCCGACUGCAUGGAGCUCCUCGCCGACUCGCUCGACCAGCUCUCCGAGUCCCUCCUCGCCGUCUCUCCGUCCCCAUCACCGCGGAGUCGAGGCGCCUCCGACGAGGACGUCCUCACCUGGCUCAGCGCCGCCCUAACAAACCAGGACACGUGCACGGAGGGCAUUGAAGAAGCCCGCGACGAAUACAUCAAAUCGCAGAUGCUUGAUAACUACCUUAAGGACCUCUCCGAGCUGGUUAGUAACUGCCUCGCCAUCUUCGCGGCUGUGAGCAAGAACGGAGAGUUCGCGGGGAUACCGAUCCAGAACAAGAGGCGAAGGAGAAUGCUAUUGAGUAGCGACACUAAUGACGAAUUCCCCGACUGGGUUGGAAUAAGUGAUCGUCGACUUCUUCAGACGCCAGCUGCGUAUAUUCAGGCCGAUUUCGUAGUGUCGAAAGACGGAGAGAACGGGACGUACAAGAAAAUCGGGCAAGCCAUAAAGGCGGCCCCUGAGCACAGCUCGAGUCGAGUUAUUAUAUAUGUCAAGGCCGGGCGGUAUGAGGAGAAUGUGAAGGUCGGCCGGAAGAAGACCAACCUCCUGUUCGUCGGAGAUGGUAAGGGCGUUACGGUCAUCGCCGGAUCCCGCAGCGUCUACGAUAACUACACGACCUUUCAAAGCGCAACAUUUGCGGCGACGGGAGCGGGGCUCAUAAUGAAGGACAUGACGAUCGAGAACUGGGCCGGGCCACAAAAGCACCAGGCGGUGGCUCUGCGCAUCGGGGCGGACCGCGCCGUGGUGUACCGAUGUGACAUAAUUGGGUACCAGGACACACUAUACGUGCACUCACAACGGCAGUUUUUUCGCGAAUGUGAUAUCUACGGCACCGUCGACUUCAUCUUCGGCAACGCAGCAGUGGUGCUCCAGAACUGCAGCAUCUGGGCCCGAAAACCGUUGCCGAUGCAGAAGAACACAAUCACGGCGCAAAGCAGGAAGGACCCGAAUCAGAACACGGGAAUAUCAAUCCACGAUUGCCGAGUGCUGGCCACGCCGGAGCUCGAGCCGGUUAGGUGGGCCUACCCUACCUACCUGGGGCGCCCGUGGAAGCAGUAUUCGAGAACGGUGUAUAUGAUGUCCGUCUUAGGGCAUCAUAUCCAUCCGGCCGGGUGGCUUGAGUGGAAUGGGAGCUUCGCACUGAAUACGCUAUACUACGGAGAGUACUUGAAUUACGGGCCCGGGGCGGCCCUCGAAAAACGAGUGCAGUGGCCUGGAUAUAGAGUGAUCACGCUCCCCGAAGAGGCGAGCAAGUUCACUGUAGGGCGGUUUAUUUACGGCUCCUCUUGGUUGCCGGCCACCGGAGUGGCCUUCCUCGCCGGUCUCUCAUUAUAGUGUUUAUAUAUAUAUAUAUAUAUUUUCUUCUUCUACGAUAACGUACGUAUAGGCGUAGGUUCUUUAAUUUAGUUUUCUUUUAAUUUAUUUUGGAAAUGUUAUUAUCUCGAAAUUAAAACAAUGCAAGUUGUACAUCUCUAUUGUUCUUUU
Molecule: messenger RNA, 2107 nt
Organism: Ananas comosus (pineapple)
Lineage: Eukaryota; Viridiplantae; Streptophyta; Magnoliopsida; Poales; Bromeliaceae
Product: probable pectinesterase/pectinesterase inhibitor 34
Exons: 3
Coding region: 206-1957 (583 amino acids)
Biological process (GO): cell wall modification
Molecular function (GO): pectinesterase inhibitor activity; pectinesterase activity
Source: RefSeq, a predicted model, not a curated record